AUGGAAAGGAAGGAGGUCUUACGAAGCACAGGGAAGUCUUACGAAGGGAAUAAACUCGGGAAGAUUGGGGCUCAAAAACAAAUGAGGGUUAAAGAUCUGAUGCGGGAGGUCUUACGCCCGACCGGCGUACAGGUUUUCUCUUUAGUGAAAUCCAAGUUCCCUAGUCUCAUUUUGCUAAUUGAGACUAAAUGCAGUAGACAUAAGGUGGAGCUAGUGAGGAAGAAGUUGGGGAUGUCUUACAGUUUUGUGGUUGACAGUAAAGGAGCUAGUGGUGGUUUGGCUUUUCUUUGGAAUGAUUUUGUGCAUGUUGAUUUGCUAUCCUAUUCCCAGUCCCACAUCUCAGUCAUAAUCGACAAAUGGGGGGAUAAUAAGGGUUGGAUUUGUACCGGUUUCUAUGGCAACCCCAUGACUUCAAAAAGAUAUCAGAGCUGGGAGUUGCUGCCUGUUCUAGAUCCUAGUAGCAGUAAUCCUUGGCUCUGCCUAGGUGACUUUAAUGAAAUUCUACACUAUGGUGAGAAGCUUGGGGGAGGACCUAGGCCUUUAGCUCAGAUGGAAGGUUUCAGAACAGCUUUUAAUGGAAUGUGGGAAGGUUCUCAGUUUACUAAGGAGAGACUCGACAGAGCUUGCGCAAACUCAGCUUGGAUUGAUAAAUUUGGUGGUUUUCUAGUAACAACAGCAACAACAAGCUCUUUUGAUCAUAGGCCUCUUGUGGUAUCUUUGGAUCCAGAAGGUCAGAAGUUGAUCAGAGGGGAAAGACCCUUCAGGUAUGAGGCCAGUUGGGCCCUUAGAGAGGAUUGUCAUAAAGUAGUGAAGGAAGCGUGGAAAAGACCAGAGAUGGUGUCUAACAAGUUGGAAUUGGCUACUGAAGGGCUGACAAGAUGCAAAGAAAGCUUGAGGACAUGGAGUAAAACCUUAGGGGGUUCUACUAAUAAACAUGUUCACAUGAAGAUCAAACAACUCUCUGCUCUCCAGCAAGCAGAUAAGGGUGACUUGCAAGGAUCAAUCCAGGCUGUUAAGAAAGAGAUUGACCAGUUGCUAAAGGAAGAUGAUAUUCAUUGGAAACAAAGGGCUAAGCAAAGAUGGCUCCAAGAGGGGGAUAGAAAUACUAAAUUUUUCCACCAAUGUGCAUCACAGAGGAGGAAAAAGAACACAAUAAAAACAGUAGCAGAUAAGGCUGGGUCCAUAGCAAAGACUCCUGAAGAAGUUGGUGCAAAAUUCCAACAUUUUUUUCAGAACUUGUUUACAACAUCCAAUCCAGAGGGCAUUUCUAAAUCCUUAUCUCAGUUAGAGAGAAAAGUUACUGAAGAGAUGAAUGAAGCUUUGUUGAGAAAGUAUACGAAGCAAGAGGUGAAAAUGGCUGUUUUUAGCAUGAACCCCCUCAGUUCACCUGGACCAGAUGGUUUCCCACCAGCUUUCUAUCAAAAUCACUGGAGUCUAGUGGAAGAUGAGGCCUUGCACACUAUGAAUAACAGAAUGAUUGGUAAAGAGGGGUACAUGGCCUUAAAGCUCGACAUGAGCAAAGCCUAUGACAAGAUUGAAUGGAAGUUUUUGAGAGAAGUGAUGAUAAAGAUGGGAUUUGCUCAGGAGUGGAUACAAUUGGUGAUGAAUUGUGUGGAGUCAGUAUCCUACUCAAUAUUAUUGAAUGGAUCCCCUCAAGACUUGUUCAAGCCAACUAGAGGAAUUAGGCAAGGAGACCCUCUGUCUCCCUACCUAUUUAUUCUCUGUGCAGAAGUUCUCAGCUCUUUACUUAAUCAUGCUGAAUUUUCAAGGGCCAUAUCAGGUGUUCCUAUUGCUAGGGGAAUGAUUCAUAUAAACCAUCUGCUGUUUGCAGAUGAUAGUCUCUUGUUCUGCAAAGCAAAUUCUCUUGAAUGGAGUAGGCUUCUGUUUGUACUCUCAUUAUAUGAAAAUGCCUCUGGUCAGCACCUCAAUAAAGAGAAAACUUCAAUUCACUUCAGCAGGAACACAUCUCAUGAGAACAAGGAAUUAAUUCUGAGAAUUGCAGGAGUGAGAUCUACCCAGCCAUAUGAGAAAUACUUAGGUCUUCCAGCUCUAAUGGGGAGAUCAAGAAAUCAGUCUUUCAAUAUCAUUUUGGAUCGUAUCAGGCAUAAACUGAGCAGUAAUAAAGUCAAAUUGCUUUCUCAAGCAGGGAAGGAGAUUUUCAUCAAAUCUGUUAUCCAAUCAAUGCCUACUUAUAGCAUGGCAGUGUUCAAACUUCCUUGGGCCCUUUUAAAAGAAAUUAACAAGCUGUUGAGGAACUACUGGUGGGGUCAAAUUGAGAAGGAGAGAAAGAUUCACUAG
Juglans regia (Persian walnut) is the source of this 2298-nucleotide messenger RNA. RefSeq lists its product as uncharacterized. Lineage: Eukaryota; Viridiplantae; Streptophyta; Magnoliopsida; Fagales; Juglandaceae. The record is from RefSeq and is a predicted model, not a curated record. The transcript is spliced from 4 exons. Bases 1 to 2298 code for a protein of 765 amino acids. Gene Ontology annotation, molecular function: catalytic activity.